AUGAAGAUAUCUAAGUGGAGGUGGAGCAGCAUCUCCAUCAGUGCACAAUCACAGCUGAAAGGCACCUUGGCCCUUCUUCUUGUGGGCAACAUUGUCUUUGUGAUAGCUCAGCAGGACCUGACACAGACCUCCAACAGUCUGGAGGAAGGGGCAGACGUCACCGCGUACUGGUGGGGAGAGUGGACCAAGUGGACAGCGUGCACCAGGACCUGUGGGGGAGGUGUCAAAUCCCAGGAUAGGCACUGCCUGCGGCAGAGAAGAAAGUCAGUGAGUGGGCUGGCUAACAAAACUUGCACUGGAACAUCCAAAAGAUACCAACUCUGCAAAGUACAAGAGUGCCCUGCGAACGGAAGGAGCUUUCGAGAGGAGCAGUGCUCAUCAUUUAACUCCCAUGUGUAUAAUGGCAGAACAUAUCAAUGGAAACCUUUAUAUCCUGAUGACUAUGUUCACAUUUCUAGCAAGCCCUGUGACCUCCAUUGCACCACUGUGGACGGUCAGAGACAGUUAAUGGUUCAGGCUCGGGAUGGAACAUCCUGCAAAUACACUGAUUUCCGAGGGGUUUGCGUGUCUGGAAAAUGUGAGCCCAUUGGCUGUGAUGGCAUUCUCUUUUCCACCCACACCUUGGAUAAAUGUGGAGUUUGCCAAGGAGAUGGGAGCAGCUGCACCCACGUAACUGGCAGUUACAGGAAAGGAAAUUCUCAUCUUGAGCGGAAAAAAUCUGCAGAUGUUCUGGCUGUGGCUGAUGAAGCUGGGUACUAUUUCUUCAAUGGGAACUACAAAGUUGACAGCCCUAAGAACUUCAACAUUGCAGGCACAGUGUUCAAGUACCGCCGGCCCAUGGAUGUGUACGAGACUGGCAUUGAGUAUAUUGUUGCCCAAGGACCAACAAAUCAAGGGCUGAAUAUAAUGGUCUGGAAUCAAAAUGGCAAGAACCCAUCCAUCACGUUUGAAUACACUCUCCUGAGGAAGCCACACUCAAAAAAUCUGCAGCCCAUCUACUACACCUUCUCCGAGUCAGAUAGCGAAGAAAGCAGAGAAUUUGAUGGAGACGUGCCAUUGGGUUUUAUCCAGCACAAUGCAACCUAUUUUGGGAAAAUCUCCAGGGAAAGGAUAGACUUGGAGAACCAGGUGUUUGGAAGGCAGGACACGGAGGAAGAUUUAAACUUGAGCAAAGGUCAGGAAACCAAUGAGGUCUAUGAAAGAGCAGAAACAAUUGACUGUGAGCCAAAACUGAAGGGCAAACAACCCCAAGAUUCAAACGUAACCAGGUCUACUUACCAGACAGACCAUGACGACAGAGACUUGGACCCCAGGUUCACCUCCAGGGAAUUCCUUUUGGAGAAUGCCAUCACAGACAAGCUGCUGGACAAGACCUCAGACUCCAAGGAGCUGGUGCUCAACAUGACCAUGAACAGCAUCUUUUCCCAGGGAGACCCAAUCAACUCUGUGGGGUCACACAUUGACAGCCUCUACGUUGACUAUGAGGACACUGAAGGUGUUGUGACCUACUCCAUUAACAGCACUUACAUGGAGCUGAGCAAUGGCAAAGCCACCAACACAUCUGCAGAGACACCUUUUUCCAAUGCCACUGUCACCAUGAGCAGCCCUCAAGGGAACAGAACCCACAAAGCAAGAUUGAAGUUGUUAAGAAAGGGCCAAGGUGUGAGUGCUGCUGACAUGUACAGGUGGAAGCUUUCCUCCCAUGAACCCUGCAGCUCUACAUGUACCACAGGAGUGAUGUCCACAUAUGCGAUGUGUGUUCGCUAUGAUGGGAUCGAAGUGGAUGAUACAUACUGUGAUGCCAUGACCCGUCCUGAGCCCAUCCAUGAGUUCUGUGCUGGGAGAGAGUGCCAGCCAAGGUGGGAAACAAGCAGCUGGAGUGAGUGUUCCCGCACCUGUGGGGAGGGUUACCAGUUCCGCAUCGUCCGCUGCUGGAAGAUGAUCUCCCCAGGAUUCGACAGCUCCGUGUACAGUGACCUCUGUGAGUCUGCUGACAUCACCCGUCCGGAUGAGCGCAAGGUCUGCAAGAAUCCUGCCUGUGGGCCCCAGUGGGAGAUGUCAGAGUGGUCUGAGUGCUCAGCCCGGUGUGGAGAGCGGAGCGUGGUGACGAGGGACAUUCGCUGCUCGGAGGAGGAGAAGCUGUGUGAUGCCAGUGUCCGACCCCUGGCUGAGAAGAACUGCACUGGGCCUCCCUGUGACCGCCAGUGGACUGUCUCUGACUGGGGACCGUGCAGCGGUGGCUGUGGGCAGGGCAGGAUGAUCCGACACGUGUACUGCAAAACCAGCGACGGGCGAGUGGUGCCAGAGUCACAGUGCAACCUGGAGGCGAAGCCACUGGCCAUCCACCCCUGUGGGGACAAGAACUGCCCCUCGCACUGGCUGGCACAGGACUGGGAGAGGUGUAACACAACCUGUGGCCGAGGUGUGAAGAAGAGGAUUGUGCUGUGCCUGGAGAUAGUCAAUGGCAAGAUCAAGACUCGAAACCCUACUGACUGUGACGUGGCCAAGAAACCCAUGGAGGAGACAACAUGCUUUGAGCGGCCGUGCUUCAAGUGGUACACGACCCCCUGGUCAGAGUGCACGAAAACCUGUGGAAUUGGUGUGAGGAUGCGAGAUGUGAAGUGCUACCAAGGGAAGGACAUCGUCCGGGGCUGUGACCCCUUGGUGAAGCCAGUGGGCAAACAGACUUGUGACCUGCAGCCCUGCCCCACAGAACCCCCAGACGACAGCUGCCAGGACCAAGCAGGAACCAACUGUGCUUUGGCCAUCAAAGUGAACCUGUGCAGCCACUGGUACUACAGCAAAGCCUGUUGCCGUUCCUGCCGCGCUCCCCACUCCUAG
Acanthisitta chloris (rifleman) is the source of this 2841-nucleotide messenger RNA. It is a transcript of the gene ADAMTSL2, whose product is annotated as ADAMTS-like 2. NCBI's taxonomy places the organism in Eukaryota, Metazoa, Chordata, Aves, Passeriformes, Acanthisittidae. The transcript has 18 exons. The record is from RefSeq and is a predicted model, not a curated record. Gene Ontology annotation, biological process: extracellular matrix organization. Gene Ontology annotation, cellular component: extracellular matrix. The coding region runs from base 1 to 2841 and encodes 946 amino acids.